Messenger RNA from Aaosphaeria arxii CBS 175.79, 1240 nucleotides. RefSeq lists its product as uncharacterized. The transcript has a single exon. Bases 501 to 767 code for a protein of 88 amino acids. Lineage: Eukaryota; Fungi; Ascomycota; Dothideomycetes; Pleosporales. The record is from RefSeq and is a predicted model, not a curated record.
UUCAGUACGCUCAUCCUACGAUUAGAGAAUUGCUGCGGAGAGUUCCAUGGCGCGAGGUACAGAAUCGUACAGUAUCGUGUAUGCGAGAUCACUUAUCCAAGUGUCAUCUAGUUCCCUCGUACAUCAACCAAACACGCCAGACUACUCCGUAUCUUUGUCAGACCUUCUGCCUCUUCUCUCCUGCAGACCCUGAAAUACGGAGGGCCUCCUUGGCUUGAUUCGAGCGGAGGACAGCGUGGUAAAACUUAAAAGGCCCUCGGAGGAGAAUUAUUCUCCCAAGCAGGCAGGCCGCUGGGCAGGGUGGGUAUCGGCGCAAUGGGCCCGCGGCGCGCUCAACCUUCUUUGACUUUCGAGAAACGAACUGGGCGCCAGGAUCACAGCUAAGGGCUACAAGCCUACAAGUGCAUACAGUAGUGCAGUGCGGGUGCAGUAAGGUCUCUUCCUGGCGCGGCCGUCAUCGUGGGCUCCGGGAGCGUAAAUGACAAGCGCAUUCCGCCAGCAUGGGCCUGCCACUCUUUCGAGCCACAUUCUCGCUUUUGCAUGUCUUCGCACUUAGCCACUUCUAUCUACUGUUACAAUCACUACUCCGUAGCGUAGUCCCUCUCGACUUUGUUGCAACUAGUACCAGUAGUCGUGAAAGCUGCAAUUCCCUAUUCGAGAUUGGUGGAUUCGCUGUUUGCGGACUUAUUCGCGCGGUCAAAGGGUAUGUCACACAAGCAUGUAUCUCCGUACCUAGGCAUAGUAUAUGUACCCUACGGCGUUUGUAAAGGGUUGGAGACUACAAAGGAGAAGGCAUUGGGGCCAUUUGCGAGCAUCUUGACGAUCCAUCUCAGUCUUCACAUACUCCAGACAUAGUACGGACAUCGAACGGACGGCGCCCCUCUGACUAGUGCAUAUAACUUGAGUCACUAUGUCGACAUGUGAGGCUGUCGUCCUACUCGUACAUCUCCAUACAUACAUACGUCCGUCAUAGGUGUGUAUUAUUAGCCCGAAAACUUAAGAUACCGCAAUAUUGGGGGGCCAUCAAUUGAGCAAAGCCAGUCGGUACAGGGGCCAAUUGCAGUGGGGAAGGGAACACGGCGGAGGGUAGAUAUUGGGUGCAUUGGGAGACAUGGCGCCUUUCCGCCAUCGUUAACUUAAUCUAGAUGAUUUGCUAGCAAGGGAGAUGCCAGCAACUUGUAAAGGCUACAGGGCCGUAGCCGAGCAUUCAACGACCUUGUCUCCCAGACUUCUCAAAGGG